AUGACGUUGGAACGUGGUUCGUCGCUAGUGUCAACUCCAUCUGCUCCAGCUAGAAUGCCCGUAGAGUCAGAGGUUCUUGAAGCAUUUGAAGAUGUUUUGAACAAAAUGGAUUUACCACCGGAUAAAAUGAGAGUGCUCAGGAAUUAUGAUUUGUCAAAAAAGUGGGAUCUGGUUAAAGAUCAGCGCAAAAUGCACGCAGUGACUGAUCCCAGCGUUUAUUUGGAGAAACUUUCCCUGUACCUUGAUAAAAAGGCGUCAAAGAAGGUAGUUUUUUUGGACUUAAAAGUUAGCGAUUUCUCAAUUCCACAAUAG
This is a messenger RNA of Enterobius vermicularis (human pinworm), 312 nucleotides long. The record is from the annotation of a GenBank genome assembly. NCBI's taxonomy places the organism in Eukaryota, Metazoa, Nematoda, Chromadorea, Rhabditida, Oxyuridae.